Penaeus monodon (black tiger shrimp) is the source of this 717-nucleotide messenger RNA. RefSeq lists its product as uncharacterized. NCBI's taxonomy places the organism in Eukaryota, Metazoa, Arthropoda, Malacostraca, Decapoda, Penaeidae. The record is from RefSeq and is a predicted model, not a curated record.
UCAACCCCCCGAUCAUCUAAUCUGAACCCUCUCCGUAGAGGACCGGAGACGCGCCCUGUCCUUCGUCUCGUGCCGUGAGAGCCGAAAAUGCGUCAGUGCUGGUGGGUGUUCGCGCUCGGGGUGGUGCUGCCCCUGGCCACCUCCUUCAUCACUUAUACGUUCGUGUCCAUGGGCAUCGACGCCCUCGAGGUGGGCGAGACGGGCGCCCUGCUCAUCAUCCUCACCCUCGUCAAGCUGAUGCUUCUGAGUACCCAGGGCAUUAUCCCUGUGAACGUCAACGAACUCAUGGAGGACAAAUUCGGCAGAGAGGAGAGAUCGACGCGCGUGGUUUUGAGAAUAAAUAACAGCACGGUGUACCAGGUGCCUGAGGUCCAACAGAUGCCCUGCACGCGAAGGUUCCUGUGUGAGCUGGAGACCAUAGCAAGGACGAGCGAUAGUUACAUGCCAAAGGAACCCGAGGCACUCAACGGCAGGAUUUUAGAAGAGGAGGUGGCACCGGAAGAGGUCGACCCGCUGGCGGAGAUGCAGAUCGAGGCGGUGAGGGCCCUGUAUAGGGAAGAGGAUCCCACAGGAGAGCUGUCGGUUCGAGGGAAGCGAGCGCUGGCUGUUGUGGAGGGACUGACAGGAUCCACGUGUGAGACGGCGUACAGACUCUGCCCCGGAAGGUUCGCUGCUCCUCGGAUAUACUGGACCAUCUUCGAGGAAAUCAACCUGGUG